Suillus paluster is the source of this 990-nucleotide messenger RNA. RefSeq lists its product as uncharacterized. The record is from RefSeq and is a predicted model, not a curated record. Bases 1 to 990 code for a protein of 329 amino acids. The transcript has 10 exons. Lineage: Eukaryota; Fungi; Basidiomycota; Agaricomycetes; Boletales; Suillaceae.
AUGGCUACAACCGUGACAAUCUCGCAGCUGCCCGAUUGCAGUAUCCCUAUCUGGCCAAUGCAACUUGGGCGGUACACCGAAAUGGCAUGGUCAUGGACUGAAGUGCAUGGGGAUUGGACCGAGUUGGUUCACCCAUCAGGAGCCAUAUAUAACUACAAUGCGAGAAUGACAACAUACGUCGAAAUGAACUUAAGGACUUGUUCAGAUGAACGGCUCCAGAGGCUCGAGUCUUGGAUUGAAGCGUCAAGAGCCAAGCUAAACGGAAAGCAAUAUUUGCUAGUUGUGGAGCCGAUCGUAGCGAGAGAGAAGGAAAUCUAUCCAUACUAUUACGUCGUCCCAGAGAAUCAUAUCAUUACCUGGGUAGAGCCAGUGAAUGUCUACCUUCUUUUCCAGGAAUCUAUAGCAUCACACUGGAACCAUAAAAGACUCAAACUGGAGGCUCAAUAUUGGAAACAUGUUGAAUAUUUUCCUCACAAAAUCACAAUACCCCUCUUGGAAAUAAGAGCUUUGCGAAUUCAACUGAACUGGUAUCGUGUAGAGGAACUUGCAAAAUCUGAUGGGAUCAUGAAGGGACCAGGUGUCACAAUCUGUGGUCAUCAUGAAUACCUGAACCAUCAUGGCCAACCUGAAGCUCGCUUAAUACAAAUGCACUCACUGGCCGAAAAACGUAGAGACCUCGAAGAUUCUCCCUUCAUGGCUGGCGCUACAGUCAUCAUGCUUUGGAUUCCAUUAAUGGUUCUCAGACACCUUAAAAAGAUUUACGUUGAUGGCCUCGUGAAUGGGGUGGACAUUAGGAGUUUUACUGACGAUUUCAGUGCCCAGGCUAAAGCUCAAGCUACUGUGGCAAGUGUCAUCAUGGCAGUCAAUGCCAGCAUCCUUGCUGUCCCAGGUUUAGGCACACAACUCACCACAAAAACAAUGUGUAUUACCUACAAGGGAAGAUGGCCAGUCUUGCAAUCAUCGCAAGUAUACCAAGUUUUUUGUAUCUGA